Molecule: messenger RNA, 1722 nt
Organism: Arachis ipaensis
Lineage: Eukaryota; Viridiplantae; Streptophyta; Magnoliopsida; Fabales; Fabaceae
Product: interactor of constitutive active ROPs 4
Source: RefSeq, a predicted model, not a curated record
GAAUCAAUUUUCCCAAAAUGACCCUCUUUUUGUUUUUGUACUCUUCUGAGUAACUCAUAAAUAAGCCACUACCUUGUGCCACAGUUUCAUAACAGCUUUAAUUCAAACUUUCAAAUACUCCAUUCUUUCUCUCUUCUUCCCUGCUUCUUCUUCUGGAUCCUUCCAACAACAGUGUUAGCUGAUUUAACUCCUUCAAUAUAUAGCCAUUGUAGGUGUGACACUGUUAGCUAAAAGAUCCUUCAAAGUGCUGCCGUGGGACUUGCCAUAAUCAAGGAUAUAAAAUGCCAAGAUCAAGGGGAUCAGAUUUGCCUCAAAGGCAUUCACCUCGAGGUCCACAUCAACUUCGGACAUCGAGUUCCGACUCGGAUCCAUUGCAUCACCGGCCAAUCGCAGACCGCAGUCCAAAGCUAGGAGACCGGCGUUCGCCAAGAGGUGCUCAGUCUGAGGCACUGAAUCAGAAGAAGCUAGGAACACGCAUUGCAGAUUUGGAAUCGCAGCUAGGUCAAGCACAAGAAGAGUUGAAGAUGUUGAAGGACCAGCUUGCUUUGGCAGAAGCUGCGAAAAGAGAAGCUCAAGAUGAACUAGUCAAGAAAGCCGAGAAAUUAGAAGUGCCGGCCGUGACAGAGAAGUUCCAAGAAAAAUGCACAUCAAAGAAUCCUCUUCAAGAAUCUAACAACAAAACUGAAGCAACUAAGCUUCAGGAUGGUGUUAUACCAGAUGAAAAUCAAGAAGAGACUGAUGUUUUCGAAGUCCUCAUCGAAAAGGUAGCAAUUGAAGUUGCCAAACCUGAUCAAGUGCAAGUAGAAAAGGAAACUAAAUCACUUGAACAGGACUUAACUGCACCCGAAAUUUCGGAGCUGAACAAGCCUUCAGUGGAUGAACUGAUGAAACUAAAAGAUGAUGAGAUAGCAUUACUAAAGUCCAGUUUGGAGGAGAAAGUGAAGCAAUUGGAGACAGUGAAUAGUGAGAAUGAGAAUUUAAAAAACCAAUUGAACGAAACGGAUUCAAAAGUUUCGGCUGCUGCAACAAAGGAAGAAGAAAUGAAGCUUCAGCUGAACAAAUUGGGAGAAGAAUUGGAGGCUGGAAAGUCCAAUGCAGACAAGCUGAAUGAGAAGUUGACAACUACAGAAGCCGAGAAGGAGGUGUUGGAAUCAGAGAUGAAGAAGCUGAGGGUGCAAACAGAACAGUGGAGAAAAGCUGCAGAUGCGGCAGCUGCAGUGCUCGCAGGCGGCAUGGAUAUAAAUGGCAGGAUCCCUGAGAGGUGUGGCUCCAUGGACAAGCACUUUGGUGGCAAUUUUGAGACACCAGCCGGAAGGUACAAUGGAUAUGUUGGUUCUCCAGGUAUGGCUGAUGAAUUGGAUGAUGGUUUUGGAAGUGUAAAGAGGAAGGGUUCUGGGAUCAGAAUGUUUGGAGAUUUAUGGAAGAAAAAGGGCCAAAAGUGAAGUAGUGUUACUCUAAAGGCAGAAGCUGCAAAAACAGUUGCUUACUGUUUUGUGCAUAUAUUUCUGGUAUCUUGUUUAUUUGUGGAAUUAUUAAGGGAUGAGACUAUUGCAUAAGGAUAUGCAAGCAGUUAUUUAGUUAUGUGAACUUCUGAGAUGGGUUAGAUAUUUUCCUUGUUUUGUAAGCAGAUUCUCUAAUCUGCACUACUGCUAGUAGGUAGUAUCUUGUAUAACAUUCAACCGUUUUCAGUUCUCACUUCAGUGUGAUUCUUCUGAAGUCUCA